Molecule: messenger RNA, 447 nt
Organism: Sclerotinia sclerotiorum 1980 UF-70
Lineage: Eukaryota; Fungi; Ascomycota; Leotiomycetes; Helotiales; Sclerotiniaceae
Exons: 1
Coding region: 1-447 (148 amino acids)
Molecular function (GO): fatty acyl-CoA hydrolase activity
Source: RefSeq, a predicted model, not a curated record
AUGGACAAUUCAACAGAAGAAUUAAUCCACGUCAAAAAAGUAUGGGAUAACAUGAAAGGAAACAGUCCCAUCUACGACUUCCUUCUCGCAGAUGUUGAAAUUGUAUCGGCUACAAAAGGUCUAGUUGUUUCCCGCUUGACUAUGGGAAGCAAUCAUGUCAAUUCUCGAGGUACUAUCCACGGCGCUGUGAGUGCUAGUUUGGUCGACUGGUCUGGGGGUCUUGCUAUUGCUUCUCAUGGACUGGAAAAGUCUGGCGCAAGCAUAGACAUUCACAUUAGUUAUAUUGGAACCGCUCAUGUUGGAGAUGUCUUGAAUAUUGAGGCAACCGCGUCGAAGGUUGGACGAUCAAUUGCUUUUACCACGAUUAAAAUCAGUAAGCUUGUCGAUGGCCAGCCGGGACCCAUGGUAGCGACGGCAUCACAUACAAAAUACUUAAGUACCAAGUAA